AUUAUUUAUUGUUGUAGGUUAUGUUAUGUUAUUUUGCUUGUAAAUAGAGGUUAUAAUAAUAUCAUGCUUGGCUUGUGUAAAUGCAACAUUUCUGUAGUGUAUCUUUACAUUUUAACAUUGUAUCAUAACAUUAUUAGAGGAUUUUGUUUUUCAAAUAGUAAUUAGAUUACUUUCUAUUUGUUUUUCUGGUCAUAAUUUAUAUUGAAUGUUGAAAAUUCAAUUAACCUAAGUGUUCAUUUACCAAAUCUAAAUUUCAAGUUUCUUUCAUGAAUGUAAGCCCACCUCAUUAACUUUAAUUAUUUUCCCUUUUUAAUCAGAGUUGUGGGCGAUUUUUGACAUAAAGAAUAAUGGCAUCACUUAGAAGAUUCAUUGACAUAGGAGCCAAUUUAAAUGACCCAAUGUUCAAUGGAGUUUAUCACGGGAGUAUUAAACAUAAAUCCGAUUUGAAGAAUGUACUGGCCAGAGCAUGGGAGAGUGGAUUGAAGAAAAUUAUAAUAACUGCUGGGUCCCUCAGAGAUAUAGAAGAAUCGCUUAAAUUAGCGGAACAAGAUGAUAGACUAUUCACAACUGUCGGAUGUCAUCCCACCCGUUGUGGCGAAUUUGAAGAGAAUGGUGAUCCAGAGGCUUACAUGCAAUCACUCCAUGACUUUGUCGAGAAAGGAGGAAAGAAGAUAGUCGCCAUUGGUGAAUGCGGUCUAGACUAUGACCGAAUUAAUUUCUGUCCUGUAGAUGUUCAAAAGAGAUACUUCGAAAAGCAAUUAAAACUUAGUGAACAAUUCAAAUUGCCUCUUUUCUUGCAUUGCCGAAACGCUGGAGAAGAUCUACUGGAAAUUUUGGAGAGGCAUAAGAAUUUGCCUGGAGGUGUAGUACAUUCUUUCGAUGGGUCUUGGGAAUUGGCUGAAAAAUUUAUAAAUAUGGGAUACUAUAUUGGAAUAAAUGGGUGCUCACUAAAAACUGAGGAGAACCUAGAAGUUGCCAAGAAGAUUCCUUCGGAGAAGUUGAUGCUGGAAACUGAUUGUCCUUGGUGUGAAGUCAGACCUUCGCAUGCUGGUUUCAAGUUUAUCAAAACUAAUUUUGAAAGUUGUAAGAAAGAAAAAUGGCAAGAGGCUAAAAUGGUGAAAUCCAGAAACGAACCAGCUAACAUUAUACAAGUACUGGAAAUAUUAUCAGCUAUCAGGAACGAAGAUGCAGACGAACUUACCAGUACAACUUUACAAAAUACUGAAAACCUGUUUUUCAAUUGAUAAAAGAAAUUCAAAUCAAAUCAUAAUUAUUAGGCUCAAUUUUUGUUUAAUCCCUAUCCAGUGCUACACUAAUACAGUAGGUGUUUAUGAAGUAAUCAAGUAAGUUCAAACGUAUUAUCUCAAAGUUUAUCUGAUAAGACUCGAUUUUUAUUAUGAUUUUCAAGUUUGUGGAAAGUUGUGAAGCUAAUCCACCACGUAUUUGGUAACCUGUAUUUAUGUAUUCUGUUGAACAUUUAAUGCAAUGAGGCGGAUCAGGAGGAUAGUGAGAUCAACUGACGUUGUGGAGUCUGUGAAAAUGAUAGGACAACAUAAUAUAUUGCCAUUCUAUUUUCUCAUCGCCUUUUAUAGAAAUAUGGGAUUCAUCGCAGUAGGCCUAUAUGUAAUGCAGGCUAAUAUUAAUUGUUGAUAAUGAUAAAUUAUAUCUCAAAUCUGGUAGUUUACCUUUAUUAUUUAUUCAUAGUCUGCAAAUGAUUUAGCAACAGUGCAUAGUUGUAAAAGUAUAGACCUCUGCUUUGUCAAAUAACAGACAAGGAUAGCAAUCAGGUGCUAUCGAUGUAAAUCAGUGAACUUUAUAACGUGAACUCACUGAAAAAAUAUUCUAUUCUAAUAAUUAAACAAUAUCGGAGCACUGAGCUU
Nilaparvata lugens (brown planthopper) is the source of this 1880-nucleotide messenger RNA. RefSeq names its product putative deoxyribonuclease TATDN1. The record is from RefSeq and is a predicted model, not a curated record. The transcript is spliced from 6 exons. Gene Ontology annotation, molecular function: 3'-5'-DNA exonuclease activity. NCBI's taxonomy places the organism in Eukaryota, Metazoa, Arthropoda, Insecta, Hemiptera, Delphacidae. The coding region runs from base 348 to 1244 and encodes 298 amino acids. Gene Ontology annotation, cellular component: cytosol.